Messenger RNA from Coccidioides posadasii C735 delta SOWgp, 4490 nucleotides. RefSeq names its product 3',5'-cyclic-nucleotide phosphodiesterase (gene PDE2). The record is from RefSeq and is a predicted model, not a curated record. Gene Ontology annotation, biological process: cGMP catabolic process. NCBI's taxonomy places the organism in Eukaryota, Fungi, Ascomycota, Eurotiomycetes, Onygenales, Onygenaceae. Gene Ontology annotation, molecular function: 3',5'-cyclic-AMP phosphodiesterase activity; 3',5'-cyclic-GMP phosphodiesterase activity.
AUCUCACACACACACACACGUCCUUUCGCCAUUCCAUUUUUUUUCUUUUUGUCUUCGAUUGUUGCUCGUGCAUCUGUGAUCCAUCGAACACGCCCGACUGUCCACUCCCACCCAUCUCGACUUGCAAUUCUUCCCCCUCCUCCCUUUCGUCGUUGCCAACGUUGCUCCCAAGGCAAGUCUCCACGUUGUCGACAGUGCCCUGCAGCGCUUCGUUGGUCCACAGUCGGUAUAGCCGUGUCGACAAACAGAUAAAUCUCCUUGGGCGACAUUCUGCAUCUCGUAUCUCGAAGGCACGUCACACUUAUUCCUAGCAUCCCGCAGACAUUCAUCCAACCUCCCGACCUCCGACGCCCAAUCUCAGCUCUUUCGGGUUCUUCGUCAUCCCGAUGUAUACAUAGUCGUUUGAGUUCCCCGCAGCCCUCGAUCUACCAUCAUCCUGGACUGUUAAAGCUAUCCACAUCCCACUUCUUCCCAUCCGAUAUUGUCGCCUUUCAAGCUCGGUGCGCGGAUGUUGCGCAUACCCCUUCGAUUCAUUUACGGGCGACGCUGGCGCCGCUGGAAUUUAAAUACCAAGCUGCUCCGCCCCGGUUAGAUUGUUCAAGGUGAACGCUGGGAGCGGAUAAACGGAAGGAGGCGAUAGAGGCUUGGAGAUCGUAAAAGAAAGAUCGUUGUUUGAUGCCUGUUGACGCGAAGUUGGAUCUCUUGUGUGUGCUUCAGCAGGAGCAGAGAUAACCCGUCGUCAGAGAAAGAUAUCCUUGCGACUUCCGAGUCCGAACUCUGUGGACCACUGUUGUUGAAGGCGUCCAGAUUGAGGUUGUCAUUCUCUGUGAAAAGGGAUCAGGGCACAAAAGCUUUUUAGAAGGAUACUGUAGUUGAAGGAGGACAGAGAGAGCGCAAUUGGGGAUAGUAUAGAUAACCACGCUCAUAUAGACAUAACUCGUUCCCAUUAUGGAUCGAGAACAAUGUCGCGCCGUCUAUAUCGAUGAACGAGUCAGUUAUGACCGCUGGAUUUCCAAAGAGAGUUUAUCUUUGCCAGAAGAUGAUUCGGGUGGUGCUCCCUUCCCUCUACUUGAUGACCAUCCCAACCUAGCGAGCAACAUAGGCCAAAUUCUGGGCAUUUGCAAACAAGUAUACCUGUGUAACUCCGGGAAGUCCUUCGCGAGCAAACUUGCUGAGUUACACGAAGAGUCAAGUAAUACUUGUGCUCCAAUCUUUGCUUUUAUUGAUAUUGCAAUCAAAGGCGACUCAGAGUUGGUACACCGGCGCUCCAUCACCCAGACCUCUGUGCAACUUUCUGCGUCACCGCCAAGUUUGGCGCGUAGCUUAACUUUCUCCACGGAAUCGGAGGAGCUCUAUGGUUUCCAUCUCCUUUCCAGAUUUUCUGCAGAUAUCCACGCCCAGGACGAGCCCAGCAUCAUCGUGCCCAUUGCGAUUCUUCGGCAUGCUGAUGGCGAUGCUGAUGGUGAAUGUGCUGACAAAGGGAUCCACGAGGACGGAAAACAGGGAUUGCGAACCAUCCCUGCCGAAGUGGAGUUUAAGCAGGUCCGCCGCUGUUUGGAUGCCGGAGCGAUCGAUGUGCUCACAUGUCCUUUCGAGGAUUCCAAAGUAAAGGGACUGGUCCUUCACGCGUAUCGCACGCAAAAAGCUGCGCAAAAACACAGAGCCCGAUUUCUAGCCAGGCGGAAGGUACGGCGCCAAUCGUGGGUUGGUGCAGAUGACCAGCAAUCCUACGCUUAUCUUCGAGAAGCAAUGGUUUCAAAGUUGAUGAAACGGAUUUGCAGUCCAGAAGAAGCAGUUGGGGAUUUCCAAGUGGGCGAUGUGCCAGUCAUUCAGGAACGGAAAGCCUUGGUGGAAAGGGAAGUUGCGAAAUGGAACUUUUUAUCUCAUGAGUUCUCGGACGACGAGCUGGUUCAUGCUGCGUGCGUGAUGGUCGAGCAUGCCUUGCAACUCCCUGAGCUGGAACAAUGGAGGCUUUCGCCCGAGGAGAUACGGUCCUUUUUGCUCUCCGUCCGUGCUUCGUAUAACUCCUUCGUUCUCUACCAUAACUUCCGCCAUGCUAUCGAUGUCCUUCAGUCCGUUUUUCACUUUCUUGUAAAGAUAGGUAUUCUCCCACCGUUUCCUUUGGGAAGUGAGGAGGUAUCCACCCGGAGUGGGAUGUCUUCUAUUUUGACGCCGUUUGACGCCCUUACACUGCUUAUCACAGCGAUUGGACACGAUGUUGGCCAUCCAGGUGUCAAUAACGUUUUUCUUGUGAAGUUAAAUGCGCCACUUGCACAGCUCUACAACGAUAAGUCAGUACUGGAGGCUUUCCAUUGUGCAGCCUAUUCGCAAAUCCUUCGUCGUCAUUGGCCCUCCGUUUUCAAGGAUACUCGACUUCGAAAGUUGAUGAUCGAUUCUAUUUUGGCCACUGACAUGGGCAUCCAUAACGUAUUUAUGGAGUCACUAGGGAAAUUGCAACAAAGUUAUCGUUCUAAUAACAGAACCACUUGGGGAUGGGAACCCAAGGACAUUGACACCUAUCGAACUCUUCUAUGUGCUUUGCUGAUUAAAUGCGCAGACAUCAGCAACGUGGCACGUCCCUUCCAUAUAGCGGAGAAGUGGACCGAUAUUCUCCAACUGGAGUUUGCCAACCAAGGGAUGAUGGAAGCAGAGAUUGGAAUGGAAACAGCCUUAUUUGGCGGUCCUCCAGAGUUGGGAAACUUUGUCAAAAAGGCGAACGGUCAAAUAGGAUUUAUGAACGUAUUCGCGCUCCCUCUUUUCGACGGGGUUGCCGACGUCCUCCCGGAUAUGGCGUUCGCCGCUAAUGAAAUUCGGCGCAACAAAUGCAGAUGGCAAAUGUCGGUUGACCGUCAGAACGAUCCAGAUGCGGGAGAGAAAAGUGGAAUUCAAAUUUCUCCGGCUCAGUCGACUGAAACCCGCAAUGUACGAACACACCUGAAAGCAGAGGAUUAUAGCCUGCCGUCUGUGUAUUAUACGAUUCCCAGCCGAGCGUCACCUGAUAGUUCCGGGGAUACCUCCCCUGGGCCAUCCCAGGGGGAUUCUCGCUCCGACAAUGAAGCGGAUGACGGGACUGUUACGAACGCAGAACAUAACUCCCAAGAGUCCUCGACACCCAAAUACCACCUACCUCCCAUCUCAUCCCCAAAUAAUACAAAUGGAGCAAAUAGCCACGGGGGUUAUAGCUACAACCAUACAGACGCAAAUUCCGCAUCCCAACGGUUCCACAAUGACUCGGAUAAACAUCAGUUUCGGCAAGGUUUUGGAGGUAGUCCGGUUUCGGCCGUAUUCAACCAUUCGAGCCAAUCCACAAAUGGUGUCCGGAACCAGAGCACUAGCACGUAUACAAACAACACGGUAGCCACACCAGUCUCGUCUACUUCUCAAGCCAGCAGCUUGGUCACAGCUGAGAGCAAUGGUUACGACGACAAAGGGUUUGGCAAGAGAGCAUAUGGUCAGGGUAUUCGAAGUGGUGGGCCUAAUAGUUACGAGUCCAGUCUUGGAGAUGGCGCCUGUGAUGACAACCUUGGCUGUAGACGCCCUUCCACAGCCGCUUUACCGGUCGACUCGAGUUGCAACCGUCGUCAAUCGGAGCGUGGCCGCCGCCCCGCACUUGGGAGAACUGCGAGUUUUAUGUCUACUCUCCUUGAUAAGAGUUUCUCGACCAACCACCACAACGGUUUUACGCUUAAAAAUCCUGCAUCCCCUACAUGUUCCGGACAUUCUAAUACUCCAAGUCAUCACCUCUCAAAUAGCCAACACUCAUCCGACCCUGAUUAUCCUACUACGAAUGGUGCCAGCGUCCCAACUGGGCGAACUGUACCUCGACGACGAUCCCGACUACGACUUGCAUUCUGGCGGCGAAACAAGCCGUCUUCUCCUCCCCUUCCCCACGAGCAGCAUCGGUGACUUGUUAUUUCCAGAUAGAAUGUUAUAAAUCCGCUUGAAUCGAUUUAUUCGAGGACGGCGCUCGGUCUUUAAGGCGUUUGUCAACGCUUAGCCUUUCAUGGAUUAUGGUUCUCGGUUUGGGUUGAACGGAAUGGUGGUCCACUGGUUCUCAUAUUUCCUUUUCUUGUGAUACCAGUCGAGUGGUCAGAGCGCCUUUCUCGAUACCAUGGCAUUUUAUGACUCUUUUCGGUUUGCUACUUGCAUAUUAUACGACACGCAUGAGUAGCUCUUCAUAUUCUCCCUAUCCUCACAUUCGCCUCAUCAUUCAUCUAUCUUCGAUAUUCCUCUUUUCUUCGUGGUUGACAUACCUUUGUCCUCUUAAGUUCUGCUUCUAUAUUUGUACAUAUUUUACCACACAUAUUCACAUGUAUGCAUUUUACAUUAUCAGCGGGGGAGGGUACAGGCGAAGGGAAGUCUUUUUAAAAGGGGUUCAGACUCGUGUGUGCACUUUAUCUUUCUCGGUUUCUUAUCCUUCAGCCUUUAUAUGUUCUCGCAAAAAGAAGCUGAUGCCCAGUUACUUGAUUUGGCCAGAACGAAGGGGAAAA